AUGGAGUCAGAAGUCAACAAGAUCGAUGUAGGAUCUGCUACAGCAAUGUCAGAUGACGCAGUUGAAGUUGUUGACAUUUUGAUGUGCAUGACGACAGCAGUUGUAUCCGAUUCUGAGGCUAUUUGGAUUGAGGAAAUACGCCAAAGACGAGAAGUCCCUAUAUCUGAUCAAUCUGAUACAAUUAGCUGUCAAGACACUAUUUCUUACCGCGGAUCACCUACACCAGAGCCUAUCCCACCAAAGACUACUCAACUACCAUCGCCACCUGCAACACUAACGGAAUCAGACGACUCAAAAAGCAGGUCCAGUCAAGAAGCUGCCUCUCAACCACUCGAACACGAUGCUACAAAACGGAAGCGAGAAGCCGAGGAUGCCAACGGCACCGCUACUGCACCUCUCGCCAAGGAGCCUCGCCAAAGAACGAAGAAGAACUCUGCCAAAAAGCAAAAAUCUGCAGCAGCCAAGGUCCCAAUGACUGCGGAAGAGAGAAAGGUAGCUAGAGAAGCCAAAGCUGAGCAAGAGCGCCAAAUUUACCAGCCACAAGCGUUCAAGCCUCGUGUCAGAAGAGAGCUCACUGUUGAAUUGGAUGCAAUCGGUGUUCCACUGCGAGCCGCGGGACUCCCAGCCGAGUUAACCGUUAUCGAGAAAAAGCCCCGUGCUUCCCGAACCAAGCCAAAGCAAGCAUAA
This is a messenger RNA of Botrytis fragariae, 687 nucleotides long. RefSeq lists its product as uncharacterized. The transcript has a single exon. The record is from RefSeq and is a predicted model, not a curated record. Bases 1 to 687 code for a protein of 228 amino acids. Lineage: Eukaryota; Fungi; Ascomycota; Leotiomycetes; Helotiales; Sclerotiniaceae.